CUUUUGGGCCUGAACUAGCAGGUGCAAGCGGGUACAGUAAGAAUAAAAAAUGCAGCACACCGACCUCAACACGAUUCAGAACACUUGGGUUUCAAUCCGCGUUCACGUGUGCCUCUCAGCGGGGGAUACCACAGGCGCGCUACCGGAGGGCGCCGCCAGGGGGCAGCCACGCGCAGCCGCUCCGCCAACAACAGGCGCCAGGGAGCGCUUUCUUCCCUCCUCUCUCGCUCACCUCAGCUUCCGCCGGAAGCAGCCGCAGUCAGUUGUUUGCUGUUGCGGCUUGCCUGUGUUGCCUACGGUGGGUUCCCGGCGGCUGGCCGGGCGGGGCUGGGUCUGAGGAGCCGGAGAGGGAAACUCGACCUUAAACCCGGGCAGCGAGAUGGACAUUCUGAAGUCAGAGAUCCUUCGGAAGCGGCAGCUGGUGGAGGACAGGAACCUGUUGGUGGAAAAUAAAAAAUAUUUCAAACGUAGUGAACUUGCAAAAAAAGAAGAGGAAGCAUAUUUUGAAAGAUGUGGCUACAAGAUACAGCCAAAAGAAGAGGAACAGAAACCAUUAGCUUCAUCGAAUCCAGUAUUAGAACUCGAACUGGCAGAAGAAAAAUUACCCAUGACUCUUUCUAGGCAAGAGGUUAUCAGAAGAUUGAGAGAAAGAGGAGAACCAAUCAGACUAUUUGGAGAAACUGAUUAUGAUGCUUUUCAACGUUUAAGAAAAAUAGAGAUCCUCACACCAGAAGUUAACAAGGGCUUGAGGAAUGACCUGAAAGCAGCUUUGGAUAAGAUUGAUCAGCAGUACCUCAAUGAGAUCGUGGGUGGGCAGGAGCCUGGAGAGGAAGACACACAGAAUGAUUUGAAAGUUCAUGAAGAAAACACGACAAUCGAAGAGUUAGAGGCCCUUGGGGAGUCCUUAGGGAAAGGCGAUGAUCACAAAGACAUGGACAUCAUCACCAAAUUCUUAAAGUUUCUUCUUGGCGUUUGGGCUAAAGAAUUGAAUGCCAGAGAAGAUUAUGUGAAACGCAGUGUGCAGGGUAAACUGAACAGUGCUACUCAGAAGCAGACUGAGUCCUACCUCAGACCACUUUUCAGAAAGCUACGGAAAAGGAAUCUUCCUGCUGAUAUUAAAGAAUCAAUAACAGAUAUUAUUAAAUUCAUGUUGCAGAGAGAAUAUGUGAAGGCGAAUGAUGCUUAUCUUCAGAUGGCCAUUGGAAAUGCACCUUGGCCCAUUGGUGUCACUAUGGUUGGUAUCCAUGCCAGAACUGGUCGGGAAAAGAUUUUUUCCAAGCAUGUUGCACAUGUUUUAAAUGAUGAAACUCAGCGGAAAUACAUUCAGGGGUUGAAGAGGUUAAUGACCAUUUGCCAGAAACACUUUCCUACAGAUCCAUCAAAAUGUGUGGAGUACAAUGCACUAUGAGAUCUGUGUAUGGUGUGUAAACAACAAUAAGAACCUUAAGGAAGCAGGGUAUGGACUUCUGGAAUUACCAACAGGAAUGAGGGAAGAAGAAAACUGGAGUUGCCAGUCUGAGUUCUAUCUGAUGCAACUUGAUUGGUUUUAAGAACUGUGAUGGCUUUCAUAUCACAUCUAACUACAAACUGAUUCUGUGUCUUGCCUUCAUUUUAAAUGGUCAAAAAAUCAAGUUCUAAAGACUUUUAUUCAUAGUUUAAAUAUGUAGACAACAGAAUAGGGGGUUUAAAAUGACCUUUUCCCACUAGACUUCAAAGUAGUGGUUACAUGAUUAAAAAGAAACAUUUAAGGAUGGACUUAAUUGUUUUGGUAAAAUAUAUUUGCACAUUGUCUUUUAUGUAAUAUUUGUAAAAAAUAUUUUUAUAUAUUUCAACAAAAAUCUGGAACCACUGAAUGAAACUGUAUAGUCCUUAAAUGUUGCUGAACUUUUGCUGUCUUGCAAUAGAAUUUGAGUGUAAAUGUUAUUACAGUUAGCGCGAAUGUUAUUUUUCUUGUGUUUCAAAGCUAGCUUGCUUUUAUCUUCUAAGGAGUAUAAAUUUUAGUAUUUGUCAUGUCUCAGACAAAAGGAUCUAACAAUAAGUAGAAGUUUGAAAAAACAAAUAUGGUGUAUUAUACCAACAUAAAUUCACAACAAAGUAACCCCAGGUUCAAGGUGGGGCAAAGGUUGUGAACAGUGAGAGUGGGGGAUUGUGAUGAUGCUGAUAGACCCAUGGCUGACUUUGUUCCCAUCCACACCCUGCCAGGCAGAGGAGGGAGGUGCCAGUACUGAUGCCACUACCCAAGACAAGACAGCAUGUUCUGGUUCUGGCUCUCCACAAAGUAAAGACUUGUUCUGAUUUUGCAGUGUCAUACUUAGAUCAUUGUGACCAAUCACCGUGCUUUAGACGUUGAGAAGACUCCUAGUAACGUGGGUAAUAGGCCGUUACCUGACCAGGUGGAAGAGGCAGUAUUGGCCAGCGAUGAGAGUGGGGGCUCCAAAGGCAGAACUUCCCAGCUUCACGUUUCAGCUCAGCACCUGCCAACUGUUUGACCUUGGGCAAGUAACCUAAUCUUUCUAAGCCUCAGCUUCCUCAUUUUAAAAUGGUAAUAAUAACAUACAUUCCUCAUAGCAUUAUUGUCAUGUUUCAGUAAAAUAGAAUGCUUAGCACACUGGUGAAUGCUAAGAGCUUAGUGUGUAUGAGUUGUGUCGUCGUCGUCAUUGUUGUUGUUAGAGGGUAGCUAAACUACCUUUGAUGAGCCCUGUGGUUAGUGCCAGUGUCUACUCAAGCGGCACUAACCAUAAUGAUGAUGAUGUUAGCAACAGUAAUAAUGGAAACAUUGAUUAUACGUUUACUGUAGCUGGGCCCUAUGGCUGCCCCCAACUUGGGCCAGUUCUGAGGUUAGAACGGCCGAGGCUGUGGUGGGAGCUAGAGGCCACUGAGCAGGCGGGUGUAGAUUCACUCUUGUUUAUUCCGGCCCCUGUUGGGAAGACUCAAAAACCAGUUUUGGCCACUGUGUUCUUCAGCUGUGCAUAGACAGGGUCGUAUCUGCUGGUUACUGGCCUGGUGCUGGCCAAGGUCCACUGCCCUGAGUUGAAUCGGGGUUCUCUGCCUGCCACCUCCCACUUUGGAAACCUUUGCUUAUGAUUGUUUAGCACUUAGGGGAACUUAACAGCACAAAUGGGAGGCGGCACACUUUUUCGUAAGAUAACAACCUAGACUUUCUUGUGGUCUUGAUAGGACUUGUUUGUGAAUAUUGUUGUAUGAAUAGUCCCCAAAUUACUUUUUCUUUAUUUACAAUCAGGCCACUGCAUGACAGUUAAUUUCUUGUGGUCCUCCCUUUUGCUGUUUGUUAAUAUUCCACAUAAAGAAGCAACUGGACCACACGACACCAGUACCUCCUAAUGUUGAUUAGUGUGGUUGGAUGGUAUGAAAGAGAAAGGAACAUACUCAACAGGGCUGCAACUGUUAACCAUUUGGGGCUGGCAUGGAGAGAAGCAGGUUCAAAGAUGUGGAUCCCCUCAGAGAAAAGUUUUCCAUUUUCCUGAGAUUAAAGAUCUUCAGAUGGCUGCAAAUAUCAUGAGGAUAUGCAGAAAAAUGACUUCUCCCAUUCUCCAAAUUGAAAAUUUUAGUUCAGCAGAAACUACAUAUUUCUGUUUUUAGCUGUUUAUAAAACAAUAAAGACAUACCUUUUUAAAUCAAUCGUAAUCCUGAAAGAACCAUAUUCCUCCUUUCGUUGAACUCCCUGCCUCCCCAGACUCCUGUCCACAGGUGAUAUGUAUUUCUGGAUUUUAAUUUAGUAAAACAUUGGUUUUCCCUCAGAAGUAAAUAGUGCAUUUCCUAGGAGUGUCAUUGCAACUACAAAGAUGGAGCAGUGUUUUUCAGCGUUCCAACACAGAGUCUGCGGCAGUCUGGAAGUCAGGGGGCUGUGAUUUCAGUCUUCUGGGGGAAAUUAAGAAAAUAAAGCUGAGGCCAAAGAUAAUUGACACGUAGGGAGAAACAGGGGACAGUCCAGAUCUUGUAGGAAGAAGGGAAGGGUCCCGAGAGACCAGAGCUAGGCGCAGGCAGCUGUCACUAAUAACAGAACUUGGUGAUUUGCUGUGGUCUCAGACGCUCAGGGAGAAUUCCGAGGACUAGGAAAUAGGAUUGAUAGCACUCUGACUUUUUAAUGCUAAGCUCUUCCUUCUGGCGAUUUCCUGACCUAUUCCAGCACUUCAGAGCACCCUAGGGUUUGAUCUCAGUAAGUAAUAGAAAUGCAACCAUCUUUUUGUUGGAAAGAAAGUAAUAUUAUAAUUUAUUCUGAAAGUAAACAGCUUGGAAAAGACUCAGAAACAGUGUUUUAGAGUCUCUGGUAGAUUGGAAUUUGAGGGUUCGUAUCACUGGCUCCUUUUCAACCACAAAAUCCCCCCUCUCCCUCCCUGCUCGGUGCUUCUUAACAUAGAAGGCUGAGUACAGUGGGCAGUUUCAAGGAAAGGAAGCAUUAAGUUGAGAUGUGGCUCUUUCCUUUGUCUGAACAUCUUGAGGAGUGUGACUUAAUGGGUUGUGUCUCCUGUCUCCCCCAGUAUACUCCCAUGAAUGGCCUGAAGGAAUAACUUUAUCCCAUAGAAAUUCAUGGUAUGGUAUCGAGUUGGGAGUCUUGAGCCGAAAAGCACUUUCUCACGGCAUCUUGAUGUAAGAGCUUCCAGCUGUCCAGAGUGCGAGGGCCAGCGCCAGUCCCCAGGGGGUCACUAUGGGAACACUGUUAUGGCAACUGGUUUUCAUCACAGACUGCAGUUCCAUUGGCUGAAUUAUAACCACACGUUAGUCCUUUAAUGGUUUACAGUAACCUUAAAAUCUUUUGAAAUUUAAAAAUAAGUUCUGGUGGUGUGGAGUAAGUAACCAGGGGAACACAGUAUGGCUAGCAGCAGCAGCUGUGGUGUGCGCCGACCCCAUUUGAGAUUUUGGAACCAUACUCGUUAAAAUAUAGGAUAUUUUUUACGUUUGCCCAAACAGUUUAUUAUGAAAGCAUUGAUUAUGUAUUUUCUCCCAUUGUAAGCUCUGGGGUGCUUUAUACUACUUGCUUAAGCUAAUCCUUGUAUUGCCAAUGAUGGUUAACUCUAACUAGGCCGCUUGGAAUUGUUCAGUUUCUCCUUCCCUGUCCUUAAGCACUAGCUUUCUCAACUUUUCCUCACAGCGUUCAAGCUUAACACAUGCUUUCACCAUGGAGGGCAGCUAAGAAGUUUCGAGCUGCUUUUUGAGUGUUAUUGGUGACCUCAGAUUCAUUCCCUGAGCUUUUUCUGGCCGUGGCAGUCGAGUCACGCCCACAGUCUGCUCUCCCUGCUUUUCUGAACUCCCAGUUUUACAACUUGCCAAAACUGAAUUGCUUUCGCUCUCAAACUGCUCUUCCUUUUCGACUUAGGAGAUGUUAUGACCCGUGAGUGUUGCAGUCUGAGCCUGGCUUUCUGAGUUGCUGCCAUCCUGGGAGUUAAGGUUGUAGAGUUUGAAACUUUUUAGCCACAACUCACAGAAAACUGAUCAGUGCAUGGAGACGCAGUAUUAUAUACACACAUGCAUGUACAGGUGAAACGAAAGCUCUUGCCAUCCUGUGGGCGAGGCAUUCUUAAGUUUUCUGUUCUGGCGGAUUUCUUUCAAAAGUAUGCUGGAGGUUAUCCUCUAAAUUGGUUUACAACCCAUUAAGGCAUGAUUAUCAGCAAUUUGAAAAGCACCAAUUAAAAGGAAUCACCAGCAGAGUUAAGGAGGGAAACAACGACCUUGUUAGAUGAAUUCAGGGCAAAGGGACUAUACCUCUUUACUUUUUUUAAUACGAAGAUAACACUUGGCUCUCAAGGUUAGUGUGAAAUGUAGCCGAUUAUAAAACCUUGAAUACUUCAAAUGCUAAAUAAUUCUGAAGCAGUACAUAAUUCUUAAGUUUAAAAUGGGGAGAUUUGUGCAUAGAGAGAGAAGAAAAACCAAGACAGGCAGCAUGUAAGUCACCUGUAAGAACACUGGCAGCAGGGACAGUGUCUGCCUUGGGCUGGCUGUACCUUGGUGGGUAACUAAUGCAAGAUUAAACAAGGUAUUAUAAAAUAAAUUGAAGGUCAAAGUAUGAAAUAGACUUGAGGCCAGGAUAGAUAGAAGAGUCUAGUAUUAGACAUUGAGUAUCUGUUAAGAAAAAGUGCUUUGUUCAGCCCUUUGAAAAUUAUUUUCCAAUGCUCACGUAGUGCUUGGUUACGUUUCUUUUAAUGUAAAUUUUUAUUGGAAGUAUAACAUACAUACAGAAAAUCGUAAGAGUACUAUAUCAUAAUAGAUUUUUCACCAAGUAAACAUGCCCCAAAGUAACUAGCAUCCAAAUCAGAAAAGAUAAUAUUAUUAACACCCUAGAAAUCUCUUCAUGCCUUCUAGUUGCAGCCAUGGUCCUCAUUCCUAACAUCAUAAUUUUAAAAACAUCUUUAUUGAUAUAUAAUUCACAUACCAUAGGUUUUACCCAUGUAAAAUAUACAAUGGUUUUUAUUAUGGUGCAUUCAGAGUUGUGCAACCAUCUCCACAGUCAGGUUCAGAACAUUUUCAUGACUCCAGAAAGAAACCCUGUUCCCAUUAGUAGUCAUCCCACACACAGUUUUGCCAGUUUUCUAAGUUUACCUGUUUAUAAAUGCAAUCAAACAGUAUGUGUUUGACCUCUUUUAUGUUUGACUUCUUUGGCUCAGCUAGGGUUUCUGAUACUCAUCCCUGUUGUGUGUAGUUGUGGUUCAUUCAUUCGUUGCUGUAUCCCACAAUUUAUCCAUACUACUCUUGACAGGCAUGUGAGUUUCCAGUUUUUGCAUGGAUUUUUUGUAUGCAUUUCUUGGUGAAUAUAAAUUUCUGUAUGGUAUAGACCAAAGUGUGAAUUUGUAUAAACUCAGCUAUAGACGAUACUGUCAGAGAAUCUUCCAAAGAGCUUGUACCAGUUUAGACUUGCACAGCAGGAUUUGAAGUUCCAGUUACUCCAUAUUCUGGCCACACUUGAUGUAUCUGUCAUUGUCAUUUUAGCCCUUCUGGUAGUUAUGAUGGUAUCAUGCUGUGGCUUUAAUUUGCGUUUUCCUUGAUGACUAAUAAAGUAGAGCACCUUUCUCAUAUGUUA
Messenger RNA from Lemur catta (Ring-tailed lemur), 7033 nucleotides. It is a transcript of the gene PRPF18, whose product is annotated as pre-mRNA processing factor 18. Gene Ontology annotation, cellular component: U5 snRNP; U2-type post-spliceosomal complex; U4/U6 x U5 tri-snRNP complex. NCBI's taxonomy places the organism in Eukaryota, Metazoa, Chordata, Mammalia, Primates, Lemuridae. Bases 380 to 1408 code for a protein of 342 amino acids. Gene Ontology annotation, biological process: RNA splicing; generation of catalytic spliceosome for second transesterification step. The record is from RefSeq and is a predicted model, not a curated record. The transcript is spliced from 10 exons.